Messenger RNA from Vespa mandarinia (Asian giant hornet), 5697 nucleotides. Its product is annotated as glutamate receptor ionotropic, kainate 2-like. The record is from RefSeq and is a predicted model, not a curated record. Gene Ontology annotation, cellular component: membrane. NCBI's taxonomy places the organism in Eukaryota, Metazoa, Arthropoda, Insecta, Hymenoptera, Vespidae. Gene Ontology annotation, biological process: monoatomic ion transport. Gene Ontology annotation, molecular function: ligand-gated monoatomic ion channel activity; signaling receptor activity.
GUAUCUAUGAAUGCGUGUUUCUAAGAAAACUAUAUGAUUUUUUAAAUGGAAAAUUUCAAAGAAGAAUCCAUUUUGAAACGUAUUUUCUAUUCGAUUAAAAAUUCGAGGAUGCAGUUGGUGUACAUUCUUUUGAUAUUCGUUACCAAUGUUCUGGGUUUUUCAAAACAAAUCGCCGUAGGCUUUUUCGAUGAUGACGAAAUGAUUAGACUUGCCUUCGAAUCAUCGAUAAAAUCGAUCAAUCAUGAAUAUUGGGAUAUUCAUUUGAUAUCAAAUAUCGAAGAAAUAAAUCAAGAUGCAUUCGAUGUUAAUGGUAAAGUAUGUACGAUGAUUAGUACGGGUGUGGCUGCGAUAUUUGGUCCACAAGAUAAAUUCAUAGCUGAACAUGUGCAGAGCAUAUGUGAUACGAUAGAAAUGCCACAUAUCGCAGUUAGAUGGGAUCCUCAAGAAAUGCGUGGGAAAACUGUGAAUCUUUAUCCACACGCAAAUACAUUGUCCUUGGCAUAUCAAACAUUGAUACGUGAAUUAGAUUGGCAAGAGAUGAUAAUAUUGUUCGAAAAUACUGAAAGCUUGUUAAGAAUAAAACCAUUGUUAGAACUUCGUAAUACAGGAAUUGAUAUAUUUUUGUAUCAUUUAGGAAGUGGUCCGAAUUAUAGGAAUGUAAUGCAAGAGAUCAAGGAAACCGAAAUGGAGAACAUCGUGAUCGAUUGUUCAAUUCAGAUAUUAGAGGAGGUCUUAAAACAGGCUCAACAAGUUGGUAUAAUGUCGGAUCAAUAUCAAGUGAUAGUUACUUCAUUGGAUUUACAAACGCUCGAUUUAGAACCCUAUAGUUAUUCCGGCGUGAACUUCACUGGUUUUCGUUUAAUCAAUCCAGAAGAUCCAACAAUGACAGAGAUAUUUGAGAAACACAAAGAUGAUUGGAAUUUAUCCAGACCAGAAGAGCUUCGACUCGAGCCAGCUUUAAUGUACGAUGCCGUUCAACUUUUUGCACAAACUUUGAAGCAAUUAAUUGGUACUACAAAUUGGAACGUAAAAGAGCUACCUUGCAAUGGUUCAAUGAGCUGGGAACAUGGAAGCACUUUUUUGAAUUUUAUGCGUGUGACUGAAAUGAGAGGAUUAACUGGAUUAAUAUGGUUCGAUACUACCGGAUUUCGAAGUAACUUUCAAUUGGAUAUUGUACAACUGCAACGAAAAGGAUUAACAACAAUUGGAGUUUGGAAUAGUACACGUGUAAAUGGAAUUGAAUGGACGCCAGACAUAAGUUCAACGAAAACUGAAGCUGAAUUGAGUUUACAGAAUAGAACAUUUUUAGUACUUAUAUCUAUGACAAAACCAUAUGGAAUGGUAAAGGAAUCUGCUGCAAUGUUAUCUGGCAAUGAACGAUACGAAGGAUUUGGAAUCGACAUUAUUCAAGAACUUAGUAAAUCAUUAGGCUUUAAUUAUACAUUUGAAGUUCAAACAGAUAGCGUUUAUGGUUCAUAUAUCAACAAAACAGGGAAAUGGUCAGGAAUGAUAGGGAAAAUAAUAGCGGGGCGUGCGGAUUUGGCGAUUACCGAUCUAACGAUAACUUCUGAUCGUGAAAGUGCCGUUGAUUUUACAAUGCCAUUCAUGAACUUAGGUAUAAGUAUAUUAUUUAAAAAGCCAACGAAAGCAACGCCCAGUCUCUUCUCGUUUCUCUCGCCAUUUUCUAACGACGUUUGGUUAUGCUUGUUGGCGUCGUAUAUCUUCGUGUCAGUGCUAUUCUCCGUGAUCGGUAGAUUGUGUCCAGCGGAAUGGAACAAUCCUUAUCCUUGCAUCGAAGAACCCGAGGAGUUGGAGAACCAGUUCACGUUGAAGAAUUCCUUUUGGUUUACCAUUGGAAGCAUAAUGCAACAAGGUUCCGAUCUAGCACCUAUAGGAUUUUCAACAAGAAUGAUGGCAGGAUGCUGGUGGUUUUUUUGUUUGAUCAUAGUCUCUUCUUACACGGCAAAUUUAGCUGCUUGCUUGGCUAUAGCUGUUAACAUACCAUCAUUUACCAACGUCGAGGAACUGGCGAAACAGAAGGUGAUAAAAUAUGGUGCAAAGAGCGGCGGAUCGACCUUCGAAUUUUUCAAAAAUUAUGCCAAUUCCAAGGAGGCCUCCUACCAGACGUACAAGGAUAUGUACAACUACAUGAUGAGUAACGACGACGUAUUGACCAAGGACAACGAAGAGGGAUUAUUAAAGGUCCUGCACGAGAAUUAUGCCUUUUUAAUGGAGUCCAGUUCGAUCGAGUACAUCAUUCAAAGGGAGUGUAACGUUACGAAAGUUGGUGGUUUAUUGGAUCAAAAGGGUUAUGGGAUUGCCAUGAGAAAGGAUUCAUCUUAUCGUCAUCAAUUAAAUACGGCAAUAUUAAAAUUACAAGAGAGUGGUAGAAUAACCGAAUUAAAAAAGAAAUGGUGGACCCAAAAGCGUGGCGGUGGAAAGUGCGAAGAAGGCGCACCACCAAGUUCGGCGGAAGAAUUAAAUUUGAAUCACGUGGGUGGUGUAUUCUUAGUUCUUUUCGUUGGUAUUGGAUUUUCUUUUGUCUUCACGUUAUUCGAGCUCAUUUGGGAAGUUGCUGUUAAAUCGAUAAAAGAAAAUCUUUCUUUCAAGGAAGAAAUGCUGGAGGAGAUAAAGUUCGUGGUGAAAUGUACCAGUGAAACUAAAUCAGUUAGAGAGAGGAAAAAUUCAUCGCACAGAAGCGGAGAAGAUAGUACGGAGGAUUGCAGUCCUCCUUAUGGAUUUGUACCAACUGUAAUUACAACCUCACCCGACGAUGACAAUUGUGAUGUUUUAAAAUUAAUGAGGAUUAAUUAUCGGACUCUUAUAUGUGGUAUCGUUAAAAAGAGAAUGAUAAAAAAAAUGCUUCUGACAUAUGUCGUCCUGUUUUUAUUACCUUCCAUUCAUGGAUUCCCAAGAAACGUCCCAAUUGGGGUUCUACUUGAUGGCAAUGAAAUGAUCGAGAAAGCAUUUGAAUUUUCGAUACAAAAUGUUAAUACAAAUGCUCAAAUAUCUAGGGACGUUAAAAGCUUAACAUUAAAAUUGGAAAGGAUCGAUGUUGAUACAUUCGAAGCAGCACAGAAAACGUGUGAACUUUUAGAAAGUGGUGUAGCCGGUUUAUUCGGGCCGCGAGACAAAUCUGCAUCGUAUUUCGUUCAAAGUAUGUGCGAUGCUAUGGAUUUGCCAUAUAUUACCACCAGAUGGGAUCCUGAACAAAUUCGAGGAAAUGCAAUUAAUUUAUAUCCUCAUCCGGAAAUACUCUCGACGGUUUAUUAUAAUAUAAUCAAGGAUUUCAAAUGGAAGGAAUAUGCAAUUUUGUAUGACGAUACGGAGAGCUUGUUACGUUUUCAACGUGUAUUGGAGCUUCAAGAGAUAAAUGGUUACGAGAUAACGAUUUAUCAUUUGGGCCAUGGUCCAGAUUAUAGGGACAUCUUACAAACAGUAAAAAUGUCCGAUGUGAUCAAUAUUGUGAUAGAUUGUUCUUAUGAAAUUCUACCUACGGUUCUUCGACACGCACAACAAGUAGGUUUAAUGUUGCAAAAGUAUAACAUACUCGUAACAAAUCUGGACUUUCAAACGUUGGAUCUGGAACCAUAUAAAUAUUCCGGUGUAAACGUGACGGGUGUUAGAAUGAUAAAUCCAAACGAUCCUUAUCUCUUGGAGAUCUUCGAGACCUUUUAUCUCGAUUGGAACUUAACAGAACCCUCGAAAUUAACGAUUGAAGCUGCAUUGACGUUCGACGCUGUGCAACUUUUUGCAAGAGGCAUGGCACUUUUGGAUGAUAGCGUAACAGGCCAUUUAAAACAAUUGACUUGUAACGAAUCUGAUAGCUGGGAGUUUGGCAAUAGUUUGAGCAAUUUUAUUCGAGCCGAAAGUAUACAUGGUUUAAGUGGACCAGUGAGAUUCGAUACAGCUGGAUAUCGUAGUGAUUUUCGAUUAGAGAUCGUCAGUCUUAAUAUAAAAGGAUUGAAUAAAGUUGGCGAUUGGCGUAGCUCGAAUGGUAUUUCAUGGAUAACAAAAUCAGGUUUUCCAAUCAAUGAGAUAAAAUCAUUGCACGAUAAACAUUUCAUCGUAUUGAUAUCUUUGACCAAUCCAUAUGGAAUGUUUAAAGAAUCACCUGACUUGAGAACAGGUAACGAUCGUUAUGAAGGUUUUGCAAUCGACAUAAUCGAUGAAAUGAGCAAAAUAUUAGGAUUUAAUUAUACCUUCGAGGUACAAGAGGAUAAUGUUUAUGGUUCAUUGCAAAAAGCAACAGGAGAAUGGAAUGGGAUGAUUAAAAAAAUUAGAGACGGUAGAGCAGAUUUAGCGAUUACCGAUUUAACGAUUACUUCCGAAAGAGAAAGUGCAGUUGAUUUCACGACACCCUUUAUGAAUUUAGGUAUAAGUGUAUUGUAUAGAGAACCAACGCAAGCACCACCAAGUUGGAGUUCAUUUCUUUUACCAUUCUCUUAUGAAGUCUGGGGUUAUCUUAUUGGUUCUUGGGUAAUCGUGAGUUUGGUAUUGUUUAUUAAUGGGAGAAUAAGUGCAGUCGAAUGGACUAAUCGAUAUCCCUGUAUAACCGAACCAGAAGAAUUAGAAACUCCUUAUACUAUGAUAGACACUCCUUUUUUCAUAAUUGCCAGUUUGGUGAAUGGUGCAUCAGAUUUUGCUCCGGGGAGUAUUUCAACGAGAACGUUAGGUACAGCAUGGUGGUGCUUUUGUCUGAUCAUGAAUUCCACUUACACCGCCAAUCUAGCGGCUGCUUUAUCCACCAAGCCUACGGUAUGGCCCUUUAAGCAAGCAGACGAGUUGCCCUAUCAGAACACGAUCAAAUACGGGGCGAAGAGGGACGGUUCUACCAUCUCGUUUUUCAAGACGGCAACGUACGAGCCUUACAAACUCAUGUAUGAUUACAUGAUGGAACAUGCGAACGAAGUAUUGACGAAUAACAACGAAGAUGGUCUGAAAAAAGUGCAACAAGAGGAUUAUGCUUUCUUCAUGGAAUCCUCAUCGAUAGAAUACUUCACACAGAGGAAUUGCAACGUCACACAAGUUGGAGCCCUUUUAGAUGCCAAGGGUUAUGGUAUAGCCAUGAGAAAAGAUAUAUAUUAUCGGAACCAGCUAAGCGGUGCGAUACUGAAGCUGAAGGAGUCUGGUAUGAUAACCGAACUCCAAGAUAAAUGGUGGAGGCAAAAAAGGGGAGGGGAUAAGUGCAGCGAAAAACCGACUGUGGCGGCCGAGUCAUUGAAUUUCGAGGACGUUGGUGGUGUAUUUAUGGUACUCACAAUUGGUCUCAGUUUAUCCUGGUUAGGUACAAUAUGGUCAUUAUUAUGGCAUAUACGAAAUAUUUCCGUUACCGAAAAUGUUUCUUUCAAGGACGAGCUAAUAGAUGAAUUGAAGUUUUUAGUAAGGUGUAGCGGUACGAAAAUAGUUAAAAGAAGAAAGAAAUCAUCGAUCUCAACGGAGAUAGAUACGAAAAAGUUAAGUCCUUAAAUUUGAUCGAGAAAGAAGAGGGGAGGGAGAGAGGUGGGAGAGGGCGGUGGAGAAGAGGGGAGGGACUAAUAAACACCUAUUAUUAGAGAGGAACCUUCUAGAUUUCAGACCACCCAUGUGAAUGAAGGUUAUUUAUGAUAUAAUAGAUAAUUUUUUUGGUAGAUGAAAGAAAAUCACUUUUGGUUAUAACGAAUGAUUCUGAUGAGACGAUGGGUAUUAUUAUUUUAA